Molecule: messenger RNA, 555 nt
Organism: Miscanthus lutarioriparius
Lineage: Eukaryota; Viridiplantae; Streptophyta; Magnoliopsida; Poales; Poaceae
Source: the annotation of a GenBank genome assembly
AUGGUCCAGCAGGAUGGCGGUGUUGUGCGAAGGACGAUCAACGGAGCACCGAUUAGGACACUUUGGAAGCCACCACCAGAAGGAUUGUCCAAAUGCAAUACCGAUGGGGCCUUCUGUCCUGGCGUCAAUCAGGGGGCUACGGGAGUUGUUCUGCAGGACUCACUGGGCAACUUUGAAGGAGGCAAAGCAUGCUGGUACCCCCAUGGACUGGAUGCGUUGAUGAGGGAGACAUUGGCCUGCCGCGAUGGUGUUAAAUUUGCCAUGGAAAAAUCUGUGCAGAGGCUGCAAAUAGAAACGGACAGUCAGGAGCUUGUCAGGCUAUGGGCCUCGGGGGAUUUCCAGAGAUCGUUCCUUGCACCAAUCUUGAAGGAGAUCCGUGAUGUUAGUUCAGGUUUCCUUGAUUUCAUGUUGAUAUGUACAAAUAGAGCUUGUAAUCGAGUAGCCCAUGUUUUAGCUAAGCAGGUCACAGAUGAGAUCAGGCUGGGCGAGUGGCAAAGUGCCCCGACCUGCAUCCAGCGUCUGCUGACUGAAGAUUGUAAUCCCCCUAUUCCUUGA